Symbiodinium sp. CCMP2592 is the source of this 1734-nucleotide messenger RNA. The record is from the annotation of a GenBank genome assembly. Lineage: Eukaryota; Dinophyceae; Suessiales; Symbiodiniaceae.
AUGGUGGAGGAGCACGAAAUCAGCAGACCCCUGCACUGCCCAAACCAGGAAGCGUGCCCAGGAGGUCUCCUCCCUCCUGCGGAGAAUGGGAAGCGGCCCAUGUGUGCGAAGGGCUACGUGGGCAGAGGAUGCACCAGCUGUGCCGAAGAGUUUGCGAGGGCGGACAGCAGCAUACUUGCCUGCACCGCCUGCGAAGAGAAUCCUCGCAAGCAGCUGUUGCGCUGGGUGGUGUUCCUGGGACAGCGGACCUUCCUCUUUGUUCUCUCGGCCAUGAGUGCCCUGGGAGCCCGUUCGGCGGAUGAGGUGAAGCAAAGCGGAGUUUACUUAAACCAAUUGAUGGCCUUCGCGACUGUCUCUAUGAUGAUGCUGACAGCGGCAAUGCAGACAGACACCGCCAAAGAUAUGCAAAGCUCCGCGGUAAUGUUCGUCUUCGGCACCACGUUGGCUGUUGCAGAAAUAGGUUCUGGAGGAGGUGCUGGUGGUGCUUCUUCGCAGUGCUUGCUCGCCUACAUUGGCCUGCGAAAGACCUUGUGGGGUGCUCACCUGCUCGAUGUGGCUGUUGCGGCAGCACUGACUUCUGCCUUGGCACUGAAGGACAGCCGAGUUGCCCUUGUUGCCGGCCUGAACUGCUUUCUGCCGAACAUCUUGGCCAGCUUUGGCAAGUACCUGGUGUGCUACCGGUUCGAGCCGGACCUUGGAGGAGGGCUGCGGGGCCUUCAGUGCCCCUUCCUCCCGGAAGGUCCCAGGGCCAUGGGUGUUCUGCAGGUUUUCUUGGGCCUGGCCACGUGCUUCAGCGUGGCCUUGUGGGCAUGGGUCAGCCUGUCCCUCUCCAAGGAGGUUCCACCGCCGCCGCAUGUCAACUUCUUGGCAAGCAAGUACCAGCCGCUCUAUGCCUUGUUCGAAACUGAGCGAUUGGUCAGGAAAUCCUUGCUGAUGCUGAUUGCCGCUGCGUUGCCGAUUACAGCAUCGCCGGCCCUUCAGAUGGGUGAAGUGGCAGAAGUGAAAGCAAGCUUUUUGGCGGUUCUGCUGGUCCUCUUGCUGCUCAUCUGCGCUUUGGGUGUGCUCGAGCUCGUGGAUCAGAAGUUCCGGUUCGAGCCCCUCUAUGCCAACUACGAGGAGGUCACGGAGUCCUGCAGCCCCAUUUUUGGCAUGCCGGAGGCUCUUCGGUUAGGUGGCAUCGUCUCCUAUUUCACCCAGGAGGGCGGGUCGGUUGGGCUCAGCUCGCUGUGGCCGCGGAUUGCGAAUGCCACCCGGGCCAACCACCAAGCUUUCGCGACUCUGGCAGGUGUGCCCUACAAGCAGAUCACAUGGGGGCAUCGGCGCUGUGGCAAAAUGAGGGCUGUUGCUGAAGCAUUGAAGUGUAUCCCUCCGGGUGCGUGGCUUUUUUUCAUUGAUGCCGACGCUGCCUUCCGGGCCCAGACGGAACCUUGCACCGCCAGGGAUCCGCUGUCGCCGGCCCCGAUGCACUGUGACGCCUUGCCCUGGCAUGAGAACGGAACCGACGGAAGAGGGUUGGGCACGGCCCGGUGUGCCACUGCGGUGAAGGCCAUGGCCUCAUUUCAUGCCACCAUCUUCCGUGACAGGCACAGGGACCCGAGCCUCCUGAACCUGGCUUCAUGUUAUGGGUUUAGGGUCAAGGGAUAUAGGGAUGUGUUGUUCUGGGUUCGCGGUUCAGGGAUUCUGGUUGAGUUUAUGGUUUCGGGUUUGGGGUUUAGGAUUGUGGAGGAGCUUUAG